Molecule: messenger RNA, 1964 nt
Organism: Phragmites australis (common reed)
Lineage: Eukaryota; Viridiplantae; Streptophyta; Magnoliopsida; Poales; Poaceae
Product: signal peptide peptidase-like 5
Exons: 14
Coding region: 79-1680 (533 amino acids)
Biological process (GO): membrane protein proteolysis
Cellular component (GO): lumenal side of endoplasmic reticulum membrane; cytoplasmic side of endoplasmic reticulum membrane; lysosomal membrane
Molecular function (GO): aspartic endopeptidase activity, intramembrane cleaving
Source: RefSeq, a predicted model, not a curated record
CACCUCCGAUCCAAGGCUCCAACCAACCAACCCUGUCGUCCCUUCCGUCGGCGAGGGUUGGACUCGGCCACUUGGGAGAUGUUGGCCGCCGCGGCGGUCCUGGCGCUGCUGAUGGCGUCCGCGCUGUCGGGGGCUGCGGCCGGUGGCGACAUCGUCCACCACGACGACGAGGCCCCCAAGAUCCCCGGAUGCUCCAACGAUUUCGUCCUGGUAAAAGUGCAAAGUUGGGUCAGCGGCAAAGAGGAUGACGAGUUUGUUGGUGUUGGUGCUCGCUUUGGUCCCAAAAUCGUCUCCAAGGAAAAGCACGCAAACCGAAUUAAACUCACUCUGGCAGACCCUAUUGAGAGCUGCUCUCCUUUGAAACACAAGGUUUCUGGAGAUGUUAUAUUAGUUCAAAGGGGCAAGUGCAAAUUCACAAAAAAAGCAAAGUUUGCUGAAGCUGCAGGUGCUUCUGGUAUAAUAAUCAUAAACCAUGUCCACGAACUGUACAAGAUGGUCUGUGAAAAGAACGAAACAGAUCUUGAUAUACAUAUACCUUCAGUUCUCCUGCCAAAAGAUGCAGGUGACACUUUACGUACACUUCUUACGAGUGGUAACGCAGUUUCUGUGCAGCUGUACUCUCCAGACCGUCCUGUAGUCGAUACAGCAGAGGUGUUUCUAUGGCUUAUGGCCGUUGGUACAGUCCUUGGUGCUUCAUACUGGUCAGCGUGGAGUGCUAGAGAAGCAGUUAUUGAACAAGAGAAGCUCCUGAAGGAUGGCCAUGAAAGCCUACUGAAUGUUGAGGAUGGAGGUUCUAGUGGCAUUGUAGAUAUCAAUGUGGCAUCGGCGAUAAUGUUUGUGGUGGUUGCAUCAUGCUUCUUAAUGAUGCUUUACAAGCUGAUGUCUUAUUGGUUUGUGGAGCUACUGGUGGUAAUCUUCUGCAUCGGUGGUGUAGAGGGUCUGCAAACAUGCUUGGUGGCUCUGUUAUCAAGAUGGUUUAAACCUGCUGCGGAAUCUUUUGUGAAAGUACCGUUCGUUGGAGCUGUUUCACAUCUUACUCUGGCAAUUUGCCCAUUUUGCAUUGUAUUUGCUGUUCUGUGGGCUGUUUACCGCCAAAAGCCCUAUGCUUGGAUUGGGCAAGAUAUUCUUGGUAUUGCACUGAUAGUUACUGUCAUCCAAAUUGUCAGAGUACCUAACGUCAAGGUGGGUUCAGUUCUUCUCAGCUGCGCCUUCUUGUAUGACAUCUUCUGGGUAUUCGUCUCCAAGACGUGGUUUCAUGAGAGUGUGAUGAUUGUGGUUGCCCGUGGUGAUAAGACUGAUGAAGAUGGUGUGCCCAUGUUGCUAAAAAUCCCACGAAUGUUUGAUCCAUGGGGUGGAUACAGCGUCAUUGGCUUUGGUGAUAUCCUUCUCCCUGGGCUGUUAGUUGCUUUUGCACUUAGAUAUGAUUUUGCUGCCAAGAAGAGAUUUCAGUCUGGUUACUUCUUGUGGUCAAUGGUGGCCUAUGGUUCUGGACUUCUUACCACAUAUGUUGCGCUGAACCUGAUGGAUGGGCAUGGCCAACCUGCCCUUCUUUACAUCGUGCCCUUCACGCUCGGCACGUUGAUAGCGCUUGGGUUUAAGAGAGGGGAGCUGCGAAACCUGUGGUUCAAGGGAGAGCCAGAGAGAGUAUGCACGCAUACUCUCUCUUCUUCCUCAAAUUAGCAGCAGGGUUCGACGGCCCCAAAUUAGCAGGGAGCAUGCCUUCUCUAACUUCUCUUCUUCCCCUGUAAUAAUGUAUCCUCAAUCCUCAUUACUCUAUUUGUAGGGUGAGUAGUAAUUAAGAGUGUCUUCCGUUGCUGCCAGUAAGUAAUUCCUACUAGUAUCCUCAAUGCUCAUGGCCAGCUAGAACACAAGAGUGACUUUACUGAUUCGUAAAUUACAUUAUAUUGGUGAAAAUAUGUACUAUACUGUAUCCUUAAUUAUUAGCAUAUAAUGGUUUAGUGUGA